Molecule: messenger RNA, 2115 nt
Organism: Cynocephalus volans (Philippine flying lemur)
Lineage: Eukaryota; Metazoa; Chordata; Mammalia; Dermoptera; Cynocephalidae
Gene: P2RY2
Product: purinergic receptor P2Y2
Exons: 2
Coding region: 365-1498 (377 amino acids)
Biological process (GO): blood vessel diameter maintenance; phospholipase C-activating G protein-coupled receptor signaling pathway; positive regulation of mucus secretion
Cellular component (GO): plasma membrane
Molecular function (GO): G protein-coupled purinergic nucleotide receptor activity; A1 adenosine receptor binding; G protein-coupled UTP receptor activity
Source: RefSeq, a predicted model, not a curated record
GUCCCGGCGGCGGCGGCGGCGGGGGGACGCGGGCGCUGCCACCCAACCUGGGCGGCAGCGGCACCCCGGGCGGACGCGGACGAGCGCGGUGCGGAGGAGAGGGGCGGGCCGCCUGGAGGGGAAGCGACCCGGGGAGAGGCCGGCGGGCACGGCCAGGGACGCGGCGGGUCAGACCGGCGCGGGUGCCGACUCAGCGCUGGGCAGGGAGACAGCCGCGUGCGUGUGGCUGUCCCGGAGCGGCACGGUUCCGAGCCGGUGUGCUGCGCACAGUUGCGUGGUGUGACCGCCCACCUUCAAGGCCGUGGUUGAACUUUGUCUCUACGGGAGCGUCGAUCUCGGUGGGUGUGGAGUGACAUCCUGGGCAAUGGCGGCAGAUCUGGACUCCUGGAAUGGCACCAUCAAUGGCACCUCGGAUGGGGAUAAACUGGGCUACAAGUGCCACUUCAACGAGGACUUCAAGUACGUGCUGCUGCCUGUGUCCUACGGUGUGGUGUGCGUGCUUGGCCUGUGUCUGAACACAGUGGCACUCUAUGUCUUCUUGUGCCGCCUCAAGACCUGGAACGCCUCCACCACUUACAUGUUCCACCUGGCUGUGUCGGACACACUGUACGCGGCCUCGCUGCCGCUGCUGGUGUAUUACUACGCCCGCGGCGACCACUGGCCUUUCAGCACGGUGCUCUGCAAGCUGGUGCGCUUCCUCUUCUACACCAACCUCUACUGCAGCAUCCUCUUCCUCACCUGCAUCAGUGUGCACCGGUGCCUGGGCGUCUUACGCCCUCUGCGCUCACUGCGCUGGGGCCGGGCCCGCUAUGCCCGCCGCGUGGCCGCGGCCGUGUGGGUGCUGGUGCUGGCCUGCCAGGCGCCCGUGCUCUACUUUGUCACCACCAGCACACGCGGGACUCGCAUUACCUGCCACGACACCUCGGCACCCGAGCUCUUCAGCCACUUCGUGGCCUACAGCUCCGUCAUGCUGGGCCUGCUCUUCGCGGUGCCCUUUGCCAUCAUCCUGGUGUGUUACGUGCUCAUGGCACGGCGGCUGCUACAGCCAGCUUACGGGACCUCGGGAGGCCUGCCGCGGGCCAAACGCAAGUCGGUGCGCACCAUCGCCGUGGUGCUGGCUGUCUUCGCCCUCUGCUUCUUGCCUUUCCAUGUCACCCGCACCCUCUAUUACUCCUUCCGCUCACUUGACCUCAGCUGCCACACCCUCAACGCCAUCAACAUGGCUUACAAGAUCACCCGGCCGCUGGCCAGCGCCAACAGUUGCCUUGACCCUGUGCUUUACUUCCUGGCUGGUCAGAGGCUCGUCCGCUUUGCCCGAGAUGCCAAGCCACCCACAGACCCCACUCUUGCCACCCAGGCUCACCGCAGGCUGGGCAUGCGCAGGUCUGACAGAACUGACGCCAAAAGGACAGAAGAUAUGUCGGCCAGCAGUGAAAACUCGAGGCGGAUAGAACCCACACUGGCAGGUAGCGAGAACACUAAAGACAUCCGGCUGUAAGACCCGAACCCCUUGGUCUUGUGCAAAUUUAUAUGGGGGUGAGAGGUAGGGGACGAGGACUUGUUCAAAUGGGAUGGUCUCCCCAGAUAUGGACAAUCAGUGACUAUGCGGAUAAUCAAGGAAGCCAUUACCCCACACUCUGUCAUUUGGCUGGGGUUCAGGAUUCUCUCUGUGGUGCAGAGUCACCUGUCCCCAUAACCUUCAGUCAGCAUUUAUGUGUGUGAGUUGGGGAAUAAGGUUUCAAGAAAGGCAAGUGUCAAGGCCAGUGCUGGCCCUGGCCUGACUCCCACGCAAAUAGCUGGCCAUACCUGCCAAGGUACCGAGGUUGGAGUCCAGCCUAAUCAAGUCAAAUGAAGAAACAGGCCCAGAGAGGAAGGUGACUUACCAAGGUCACAAGCAGAAACUGGGCCCAAGCUACCUUAGGUGGGGUUUGACCAGAGGACCCUGGUAAGUAGUCAGGGCUGGGGUGGGUCUGAGUGCCACAGUGGACUCAGCUCUGAGGAGUACCCCCAGCCCAAGAAACAAACAUCUGAUGUCAUAAACCAUCUGGAGGGUCCCUUGGGCUGGGAGCCAGUUCGAGGCUGUAACUUAAACUAAAGGUUGUGUUGCGUGCUGAA